AUGAAUCUUCUGCUAUAUCUCUGCAUGUCCGCUCUGCUGGUGAGUUGCAAUGAGAAGAAAGAUUUUUGUGCAGACCAGCCUUAUGGAAUCGAAUUGUUUGCUGGACAAUCGGUCACACUACCUUGCACAUUUGUGUUUCCAAAUACAUGGAAUCCUAUUUCUGUUACAAGCUUUGCCUUGAGAUUUGGUAAUCAGAUUUGUUCUAAUGAAGAGUUUUCCAACAUCGCUGCCAAAGAUUUUAAUCAUAACAAAAAUAGAGCAAUCUUUUCAUUUAACGUGACAAAAGCAGGAUGUUUCUGCUGCCGGGUACGUUUGGAAGUCAAAAGCUCUAAACAACAGGAGCAGUUUCAAAAUUUACAUGGUACCACCCUGACUGUGAAAGAUAAGAAUUCAAUGACUAUUCACCAACCGCAGUAUAUUCCAGCACUUUCUGGUGACACAGUGAUCAUUCCUUGCAACUACUCAACUAUUGAUGGCUCCAGUAUCUCUCUAUCUAAUGUGCAGUGGUCCACUUGCAGUGAUAAGGGCUCAGGACCAUCACUUUUUAACAGUUCUGAUAAGAGACAUAAUUCACAAUUCUCUUUAUUCGAAGAACUGGCUCAUUUACAAAUCAAGCAAGUCAACAUUUCGGACUCUGGGUUUUAUUGCUGCAGAGUGGAAUGGAAUAAGACUGGAACCGUUUAUUCAACUCAACGAGUCAAUGGAACUCAACUCAUAAUCAAAGAAAAAACAAAUACAUUGAAUAUCAACCAGUCAACUGAAGAAGUAUUUCAGAGCCCUACAACCAUCAACUGCAGCUUCACUGAGCCACAAGACAAAGAUCCAGUGUGGGUGGGAAUUUACUGGGUGGUUGGAGAAUCACGAGAUGUCUUUGCCUAUCACCCAGACCCUGCCAUGAUCCACAAAAAUUACACAGGAAAAACACGGCUUGUGGGAAAGGCAAAUCUCCUUCUAGAAGACUUCCAGGGGCCAGAUAAUACCACCUUCUACUGUCGGGUGGCAAUACGAUCGUGUGUUACAACUAGGGAACAGCUUAAUACAUUUGAUAUGAAAGUGGAGGAAGGAGCUGGAACAGUACUAAGAUUCUAUGAUUCUUCACAGUCGCAUUCAAGUCUAGCUUUGUUUGCAGGUCUGAUUGUUUCUAUGAUUUUUAUUUUCAUUGCUACACUGGCUCUGUUCUGCUUCGUGAAAAGAAAAGGCAGGUAUCCAUUCUUCAACCAUCUCCUUCUUCCAGGCAAGAAUAGUUUCCACUGUGUCUCCAAUUUCCAGGCUGCUGUUGACCCCUCUGUCCUCUCUUCCUUCCAGGCAGUGUUUGACCCCUGUGCCUGCACUGCCUAA
Messenger RNA from Pelobates fuscus (common spadefoot toad), 1338 nucleotides. RefSeq lists its product as uncharacterized. Gene Ontology annotation, cellular component: plasma membrane. Gene Ontology annotation, biological process: regulation of osteoclast development; regulation of actin cytoskeleton organization; regulation of bone resorption. The transcript has 6 exons. The record is from RefSeq and is a predicted model, not a curated record. NCBI's taxonomy places the organism in Eukaryota, Metazoa, Chordata, Amphibia, Anura, Pelobatidae. The coding region runs from base 1 to 1338 and encodes 445 amino acids.